UAUAUUUUGUUCCCUGGGUGAAAAUAACUGUACCUUGGUUCAUACUUGGGUGUCAUUGUGAUGGAGAAGCUGCGGAACCAUUUCAGCAGGAUUCACCUUGCCCAGGGCGGGGAUAAAGUGUAUAAGGAUGAAUGUAUGUUCUGCUUUGACACGCCGGAGAGUGAGACGGGGUUGUAUGUUUGUUUGAACACUUUUCUUGGGUGGAGCAAAGAACAUGUUGGACAUUAUUCAAACCAGACGGGGAACCGUGUCUUCUUGCAUCUCAGACGGCAUAAAAAGGAGCUUCCACCUGAGAAGGAAAUGGAGCCAGAGAAAAAGAUUGCCCGGCUAGCAAUUGGUGUAGAAGGUGGCUUCAACCCUGAUGCUAACAAGAAGAGGUAUGAAUAUGAGGAACAGAACUCACUGGUGAUCCUUCCCGAGUUUGAUAUCAUAUCGCUACCCAGUGCAGACCUACCAGAAAUUGUUCAGCAGAGUGUAGUAAGUAUUUUGAAAGCAGAGUCUGCUCUUCACUUGGCUGAAGUUGAGGCAGCAUCUGGUGCCUGGGAUGGGGAAGUGCGGCAGAUCACUAAGCAUGCAGAUUCUUUGAAGCAGCUUGAUAAUGGAGUCAAGGUUCCACCCAGUGGCUGGAAGUGUGAAGAGUGUGACAAAACUGAUAACCUUUGGCUAAAUCUCACUGACGGAAAAAUUCUCUGUGGGAGAAGACAGCUGGAUGGCUCUGGUGGUAAUAACCAUGCUCUUGAGCACUAUGAAAAGACAAAGUACCCACUUUCUGUAAAGCUUGGCACAAUCACACAAGAUGGAAAUGCUGAUGUGUACAGUUAUGAUGAAGAUGACAUGGUUUUAGACCCAGAUCUUGUGAAGCAUUUGGCUCAUUUCGGCAUUAAUGUAAAAGUGAUGGAGAAAACAGAGAAGACUAUGCUCGAAUUAGAGAUUGAUUAUAAUCAGCGUGCGUGGGAGUGGUCUCGACUAACUGAAUCAGGAGCAAAGCUUGUGCCAAAGUUUGGACCAGGUUUAACAGGCCUGAAAAACCUUGGAAACUCAUGCUAUGUCAACUCUGUAAUGCAAGUGCUAUUCACCGUUCCGAGUUUUGUGGAGAGAUUCUACAAUCAUGGAGAGACUAUCAGAGGGGGUUACAAAGGCACUAACCCUGCAGAAGACUUCAAUGUCCAAAUGAGUAAACUUGCUCAUGGCCUUCUGUCAGGAAAGUACUCAGUAGCUCCAAAUUCAGUUGAUGAGAAUAAAGAUGCAGAUGACUUACAGCCUGGCAUAUCUCCAGUUAUGUUUCGUACACUAGUGGGAAAGGGUCAUGCUGAGUUUUCAACUAAGAAACAGCAAGAUGCUAUGGAGUUUCUGGAACAUGUACUGAAGAUGACAGCUUGCAAUUCUGCUGGUGCAUCUGAUCCUGGAAGCUGUUUUAAAUUUGAAGUAGAGGACAAGUUUAUCUGCAGUGCAAGUGGAAAAGUUCGUUAUGUAACACGUCCAGACCAGUAUCUGCCCCUACCAGUACCUGUUGAAGAAGCAAUCAAUAAAGAAGAAGUUGCUGCUUAUCAAGCAUUAAAAGCAGAGGCUCGAGUUUCACAGAAAGUCGUACAGCCUGACGAACAAGUGCGCACAAAAAUACCAUUUGAUGUAUGUUUGUCAAAGUUAGCAUCACCUGAGCAAAUAGUUGCAUUUAGUUCAGCUGCAGAAAAGGAAGUCAGCAUGCAGAAAAUCACUCGCCUUCGCACUUUUCCAGAUUACUUAGUCAUUCAGCUGGUAAAAUUUGGUAUUGGUCAAGAUUGGGUACCGAUGAAAUAUGAUGUAUCAAUUGAUUUGCCAGAGAUUUUGGAUCUGUCUGUAUUAAGAGGUUAUGGUCUUCAGGCAGGGGAGGAAGAAUUACCAGAAUCAGCUACUACUAAACCCAAGGAACCUGAAAUAGAUGCUGGAAUUGUGCAGCAGUUGGCAGAAAUGGGCUUUCCUUGGGAAGCUUGUAGAAAGGCUGUUCACCUUACUGGCAACAGUGGCUCUGAAGCUGCAAUGAACUGGGUAAUGGAACAUAUGGGUGACCCUGAUUUUGCUGAACCACUUGUCAUUCAAAACGAGUCUUCUAGUAAUGAUAAUUUCACACCAAAUGAAGAAGGGCUAGCAAUGUUAAUGUCAAUGGGUUUCACGCGGGAACAGGCAGCACUUGCUCUAAAGGAAACAAGCAACAGCUUGGAGCGUGCUGCUGACUGGAUAUUUUCUCAUCAACAUGAAUUGGACACACUGCUGGCAGCUCAGAGUGGGGCAGCUGCAGUUCCUCCUCCGCAGAAGCCCACUUACACAAAUGGUUCUCCAAAGUAUGAGCUAAGUGCUUUUCUAAGCCAUAUGGGAACAUCAAUAUUUGUGGGCCACUAUGUCUGCCAUAUAAAGAAGGAUGGAGAAUGGAUAAUCUUUAACGACAACAAGGUGUCAAAAUCCGUGGACCCUCCUCUGGACCUUGGUUACAUAUAUCUCUACAAGAGAGCAUCCACAUAGUCCUAUUUGCAGGACAGAUGUUGGGUGCCCAGGAAAUAUGUGUUCAUUUCCAUUUCUUAAUAAAACUAGAAGAAAGUCCUUUGACUCAAAAAAAGGCUUCUUGAGUAAAGGUAUUGUGCUUGGAUUGAAAAAUGAAAACCUUAUUUGGUUAUAGAAGUUUGUCUCCAAAGUGAAAAGGCAGACAACAUAACAGUGCAAAUAUUGCAUAAGAACUGUGAUUUAGGCUAAUGAAUGUGACUAAAAAUGUAUGAAGCGUAGUUACACUUCAGUAAUGUGAAAGUGAAACAAAUCAUCAGUACCUUGAUACUGUGGUUUUUUUGUUUUCUGGCUAUAAAUCUUUUCAAUCUAGUAUGGAAUAGUUUACAACUGCUUUGAAAAAUAACACCACACAAAAAAGUAAGACUUGGAAUCCUCAUUAAACAUAAAAUGUGUUUUAACUGUUUAUUCAGAUAAUAUAUGCAAAUUUUUAUAUGGAUAUAGUGCACACUUUGUGUACACGAUUACCCAGAAAGAGGCCUUACAUUUGACAUCCUGAUAUGCAGUGUAAUAAAAUGAAACAUUUUUGUCAGGUUUCACAAGGACAACUACAUAAAUGGGUUUUAGUUCAGCUAGGUACUGUUGUGUGCUUUUUUUUUUUUUUUUUGCACUAUGACCACUUUACCAUACAGCAAUUUUUAUAGUUAUUUUAAUGUCAAAAAGUUACUAUUAAACCCCCUAAAACAUUAGUUUGAGUAUUUCUUUGCUUUAUUUGUAGAUUUAAAUUGAAUAAAACUGUUACACAAAUUCAGUGUGCACCAAAAACUUGCUGCAAUUAUUUUCUGGCUAAAGUCAUUGUACUAAAAUUUUAAAAAAUCAUAUUGAUAGCUCUUAAAGAUUAGUGUCUAACUAUCAUUCAAAACCUACACUACAUUGUACCACUGCAUAUGAGAAAACAUUUUGAUAUAUUGUAUUUAUAAAUAUUGAGUUCAGUGCUCAGAUAUGGAAAUAGUUGAUGUCUUUGUAUGUCUCAUCUGUAAAUACACCAUUGAAACUUAGCUGUCCAUCACUACUCAUGUGGGAUAACUGAAGGAGUGUAAAGUCAAAUUAUCAGUAACAGUUUAAAUAUUCCAUAAAGAA
Cherax quadricarinatus is the source of this 3612-nucleotide messenger RNA. RefSeq names its product ubiquitin specific protease 5 (gene Usp5). Lineage: Eukaryota; Metazoa; Arthropoda; Malacostraca; Decapoda; Parastacidae. The record is from RefSeq and is a predicted model, not a curated record. Gene Ontology annotation, molecular function: cysteine-type deubiquitinase activity; zinc ion binding; protein binding. Gene Ontology annotation, biological process: protein deubiquitination.